GGCAGCUCGCUCGCGGUGCGUUCUCAGACGGCAAAGAGAACCCCGAGAAACGCAGCCCGAGCAGCGCAAGGCAGCCGGUGUCUCCUCCGUCCCUUCCUCCGAAAAGAAACAAGACGAGCCACGAGGCUUUAUCACUCCUCCAGGACUCGUCUCUCUCUGGGGGAAGCAGCAGCCACGUUGGGGAACCCGAGUCUUGCAGUUUCGAAGCGGGGGAGUUGGUAGGCGCCCUCUUGUCCCGCUCCAGCUCGGUUCGCGUUGUUGGAAAAGGUCCUUCUCAGAACAAAACAAAGAUGAACCCUCAGACAACCAGCUGUUUCGUCUUGGCUCUUGCCUUCCUCCAGCUAGUGAACAGGGUACUUUCUUCUUGCCCGGCUGCAUGCCAAUGCCCUCUGGAGGUCCCCAGAUGUGCCCCAGGAGUUGGUCUGGUUCUGGACGGUUGUGGAUGCUGUAAAGUCUGUGCUAAACAGCUCAAUGAGGACUGCAGCAAGACACAGCCUUGUGAUCACACCAAGGGGCUGGAAUGCAAUUUCGGUGCCAGUUCCACAGCUCUAAAGGGGAUCUGCAGAGCACAUUCAGAAGGAAGACCCUGUGAAUACAACUCCAAAAUUUACCAGAAUGGAGAGAGUUUUCAGCCCAACUGCAAGCACCAGUGCACAUGCAUCGAUGGAGCUGUUGGUUGUAUUCCUCUCUGCCCACAAGAACUCUCCCUUCCUAACCUGGGCUGCCCCAACCCAAGGCUGGUGAAAGUGCCUGGCCAGUGCUGUGAGGAAUGGGUUUGCGAUGACUCCAAAGAUGCCCUGGAGGAACUGGAAGGCUUCUUUGGCAAAGAGCUUGGCAUGGAUACUUCCGAAGGGGAAUUAACCAGAAACAACGAGCUGAUAGCCAUCGUGAAAGGAGGGCUGAAAAUGUUACCUGUUUUUGAACCUGAGCCUCGCAGCCACUCAUUUGAGAAUUCAAAAUGCAUCGUGCAAACAACCUCGUGGUCCCAGUGUUCAAAGACCUGUGGCACUGGUGUUUCCACCAGAGUCACCAACGACAAUCCCGACUGCAGACUAGUCAAGGAGUCUAGAAUAUGUGAAGUGAGGCCAUGUGGACAGCCCAGUUAUGACUCCUUAAAGAAGGGGAAGAAAUGCACCAAGACCAAGAAAUCCCAAGCUCCAGUCAAGUUCACUUAUGCAGGAUGUUCCAGUGUGAAGAAGUACCGGCCCAAGUAUUGUGGCUCGUGUGUUGACAGCCGAUGCUGCACUCCUCAGCAGACCAGGACUGUCAAGAUCCGGUUUCGCUGUGAUGACGGAGAAACCUUCACGAAGAAUGUCAUGAUGAUCCAGUCUUGCAGAUGCAACUAUAAUUGCCCCCAUGCAAACGAGGCCUACCCUAACUACCGGCUGUUCAAUGACAUCCACAAAUUUAAGGACUAAGUUAUGUUCAGGCUUGAGCAGGAGGUUUUUUUUUUUUUUUUUUUUGGAGGUAACAGUGGAGAAAUGAACUCUUGAGGAAGUGGUGCCUUUGCCCAUUGGAGGGCAACACUGAGACACAAGAAUGCACUGUGCAACUGGAUACUAAUGCAACAGUUUGGGCAUACUUAAAGCUUCAUAGUAUUGGAGCAAUCUUAUUGCUUCGUUUUGGAGCACUUUCAUGAUUACUGAUUUCUGUUUGUAACUGAUCUGUUUAUAUGUUUGUCCAUCUAUUCUGGCUAUGAAAACCUUCUAUUCCCUACUGAUCCACAGAACACCAUACAUUUGUUGUUCCAAACUCAUGUUGGAGGUUACAUUCCUUCCUAAGGUGGGCACUUUUGGAGUUCUCAUCUAUGGCAGCUAUAGGUACCAGCUACAUAAUAUAAUCCACAAACAGAAAUUGGUUGUUUUUUAAAGCUGAAUAUUUUAUUUAUCAAAAUGUAGCUUUUUUUGUUCAGAGGAAAAAACCCUAAUACUGGAAUAAGUUGUAAAUGAUUUAAUUUUAUAUUCAAUGAAUUAAGAGAAUUUAUUUAUGGAAUUAAUCAUUUAAUAAAGAAAUAUUUACCUAAUA
Messenger RNA from Varanus komodoensis (Komodo dragon), 2025 nucleotides. RefSeq names its product cellular communication network factor 1 (gene CCN1). Gene Ontology annotation, molecular function: protein binding. The record is from RefSeq and is a predicted model, not a curated record. Gene Ontology annotation, biological process: signal transduction. The transcript has 5 exons. NCBI's taxonomy places the organism in Eukaryota, Metazoa, Chordata, Lepidosauria, Squamata, Varanidae. Gene Ontology annotation, cellular component: extracellular region. The coding region runs from base 291 to 1418 and encodes 375 amino acids.